UUAUUUGAUUCCUUCUAAGACGCAACAAAAAUGGCAGGAGAACAGAUUUCCCUUAUCCCAGAAGCCAAAGUGUUGGCUUCUACAAUGACUAAGAUUAAUAAAGUCUCUAGAGCUGCCUUCAGCUGUAGGGAUUUCAUAAGAAUGGGCCUUGAUCACUACUUACAUCGUAUUCAUUUAUAUUCAGAGUGUCAUGAGUCAUGAUUUGUGAUAGCAAUGAUUUUGAUUGACAGAGUCCUUGAGGAAUACCGUGCUAGCUCCAAGUCUCUCCCAUUCAAUGUGUAUACGCUAUGCCUAUCUUCAGUAGUCCUCGCAAUCAAACUCACCGAGGAUGAUGCUUGCAAUAAUGAGUUUUACGCAAGAUUAGGAGGUGUGUCUAACCAAGAAAUGCUCGAGCUUGAACUUCAGCUGCUGCAACUGAUAGAUUUUAAUUUAGUCAUCUCCAAGGAAGAGUUUACUUCUUACCAAAGAGAGAUGGCUUCGUACCAGGGAUAAUUACAUUCCCUUCGUAAUAACAUCCCAGGAGGAUCCUUAAAUUGGGAUGACCUUAAUUCGUUAUAUAAAAAUUCAG
This is a messenger RNA of Moneuplotes crassus, 568 nucleotides long. NCBI's taxonomy places the organism in Eukaryota, Ciliophora, Spirotrichea, Euplotida, Euplotidae. The record is from the annotation of a GenBank genome assembly.